UGACUCGGCUCCCAAGUUGCCAGCUGCGAAGUUUGCGCCCGGUGCUGCCGCGGCCCGGGAACUCGGCCACCCCAGGCUCGCGCUCCUCCAGGCUGGGCCCAGGCUGCUCGCCUCUCCAUCUGCCCAGCACGGACACCUCAGGCGGCCACAGAGAGGACGAGUCUGCGGGGAAGAUGUGGAAGGCUCCCGUGCUGCUCUUGGUUUUGGGGAGCGCGUGGCUCUGGGUCCCGGCGCAGGGAGCCAUCACAGGCCAGCUAGAAGAUGACCUUGUGACCCCAGGUGCAAAAGACGACUCAGCUACUCCAGCUAUAGAAGACAACAUCGUGACCACAGGCACCACUGAAGAGUUCUCUGCAUCUUCUGGCCCAACGGCUCUGGCGCCAACAAAUGCAGAGAGUAGAACAGACGUUCCCAUUGAGGAUCUGCCCACCCAAGAAGGCUCAGUCCACACUCACGAAGAAAGCCAUAGCACCACAGUCCCUGAUGUAGCAACUAGCCGCUCCAAAGAGAAAGUAGCUGAAGAGACAGAAACAACAGUCGAGAAAGAUGGCUUGGCCACAGUGACUCUGGUCGGAAUCAUCGUUGGGGUCUUACUGGCCAUCGGUUUCAUCGGAUGGCUCAUCUUUGUGGUUGUGCGGAAAAUGUCGGGAGGGUACUCACCCUAAUGAGCUGAAGGAUCCUGCCGUUCCAUCAAAGUGUUGAAGAAGAGCCUCUGACUCCCCUCAUUCCCAUUCCCCGAGCUCACAGGAGAAGAUGACCCAUGAAUGCUUGCCCACCCGGGUCAGAAUCCAUGGCGAUCCCUCCACUUGCCAAAAGGAAGCACAAGAAGGAUGAUUCACAAGACUUGGCUCCUCUAAGCAUUUACCUUUUGAAAAACAUUUUAAAUACAAACUUUAUACAAGAUCAUUUGAAAGGACAAAAUGCACAGAAAAGGGAACACAACCAGGUGACCUGAUCUGUAACCAAGACAGUACCACCUAGUGGGUGCUGGAGGUGUCCCGUCAUUUUCUGUUAUGGUUAAAAUGCAAAGCAAUCUGGGAGUGUUUAUGUCCGCUGAGUCCUUAGGUCCAGUGCUCUGCCGGUAAGUGGCACCGGCGUUUUGCAAUUGCUGAUCUGUUGAAAUGACACGUUGAGGGCCAGCAUGGGCUGGUUUUUACAGGCUCAUGGGGUAUGAAUAAUCAAAUGGAGAGUCCAAACUUGGAUAAGAUGUGAUCAAGCAACUGCCUUUAGAAGGUCCAGAUAAACAUUUCAAAGCCAUCACUUUAGAUUACCAGCAGGAAGUCUGUACCUGGUGCUGUGCUUCUCACAAGCUCCCCGAGCAUCUUCCAAGCCAAACCAUGAUGCUGAGGUUUGGUCCCAUCUGGACACGGGGAACCAGAGUCCAGGGGCAGCCUUCCCUCUUCCCUAGGACCAAACCCUCCAGAUUGGCUGCUUUGUUCUGAGCAUGGAGAUCUCAGCCCCAGAUGUGGAGGAAACUGCUAAGUGCUUCGUGGUGCCAGAGGCUCAACCAUUCUAGAAACCAAGAACCAAGCCUGGUCCCCAAGCAGAAAGAAGCUCUGGGUGUGCCUCUGACAUGGGAAGUAAAACCCGCCAGUUUUUUAACAUUUGCUUUCUGCCUCCAAGGAAUGUUGGGGAGAGCAAGACAUAAUCUUGUACAAUACUGAUUU
Messenger RNA from Marmota monax (woodchuck), 1667 nucleotides. It is a transcript of the gene Pdpn, whose product is annotated as podoplanin. The record is from RefSeq and is a predicted model, not a curated record. Gene Ontology annotation, molecular function: protein-folding chaperone binding; signaling receptor binding; chemokine binding. Gene Ontology annotation, cellular component: lamellipodium; filopodium; apical plasma membrane. The transcript is spliced from 6 exons. NCBI's taxonomy places the organism in Eukaryota, Metazoa, Chordata, Mammalia, Rodentia, Sciuridae. Bases 174 to 665 code for a protein of 163 amino acids. Gene Ontology annotation, biological process: cell-cell adhesion; regulation of lamellipodium morphogenesis; Rho protein signal transduction.